Messenger RNA from Phlebotomus argentipes, 2057 nucleotides. RefSeq names its product SEC14-like protein 2. Lineage: Eukaryota; Metazoa; Arthropoda; Insecta; Diptera; Psychodidae. The transcript is spliced from 7 exons. The coding region runs from base 382 to 1569 and encodes 395 amino acids. Gene Ontology annotation, cellular component: cytoplasm. The record is from RefSeq and is a predicted model, not a curated record.
AUCAUCUCGUCUUACUUGGACACAAAUCUGAGAAAGAGUGUAUACAAUAAAUUUUCGAAUAUACCGAGGAAAAAAAAACCGUGUGCCACAAAGUUUCUUUCUUCUCUCUCUCUAUUUGUGAAAGUGUGUGUCCAUCUUAUCACUCUGCGUGCUUUUAUCAUCAAAAUAUCUCAUAUUUCGUUUACCCUUUGUUCCACCUUAUAAAAUUAAAGUGCUUCUAACUCUAUGUGAUCUUCCUGAGUCAUUAAGCAAUUCAGUCUUUUCUGAGUCUUUUAUUGUGUCUGUGGAGUUUUUGUGAUACCAAAAAUCGAUUAAUAUUCACGAAACACACAUACGGAUUUACAACACUGAACAACAGAUUUUCGGCAACACCUCAUCAUCAUGGCAUCGCGAUCAUCUCUUCUGCAAGAUGAUCAAAAAUUUGCACUCAUGAAGUUUCGCCGAAGUGUGGCGGAUGUAUUGAAACCAGAACACGACGAUUAUUACCUGCUUCGAUGGCUUCGAGCAAGAAACUGGAAUCCCGAUGCAGCGGAAAAAAUGCUGAGAAAUAGUGUGAAAUGGCGCGAAAGAUGGGGCGUGGAUAAAAUAGAAAAUUGGAAAACUCCUCAACCACUUUUAGACUAUCUCGUCCAUGGAUUGGCAGGAUAUGACAAGGAAGGAGCGCCUUUCAUUGUGGUGCCUUUCGGACCUCUGGACAUGUGGGGAAUUCUUCACACAGUUUCUCAAGGCGAUCUAAUUCGGGUGACGAUACAGUAUCUGGAGAAAUACCUUCAACUUGCCUACAAGCAGAGCCUCGAACAUGGCAACAAUGCGCGUCAAUUGGUAGUUCUCUUCGAUAUGGAAGGAUUCAAUGUGAAGCAAUACAUGUGGCGCCCUGCAGCGGAAGCUGUUAUUCAACUCAUCAAAAUGUAUGAGGCUAAUUAUCCGGAAAUCCUCAAAUACUGCUACAUUAUAAAUGCACCAAAAGUCUUUGCCUUCGUCUUCAAUAUGGUGCGAAAGUUUCUUGAUGAGUACACUAUGAGUAAGAUUAACAUCUACAAGGCAGAUCCGCAAAAAUGGUUACCCGCGAUCCUUGAGCGUAUAGACGAAGCAAGCCUACUGAAACACUACGGUGGAACGAUGGUGGACAGCAAGGGUGAUCCCAAAUGCCAGGAAUUCAUCAUGUGGGGUGGAAAAGUACCAGAAGCGAUCUAUAGUAAAAAUGACGAUGAGAACAACAAUGACUUCAGCGAAACGACAAUUCGCAAAGGUGGAAAGCUCAAGAUGGAGUUCGAUUGCAAAGAUAUUGGAUGCCUCCUCAAGUGGGAAUUCCGAACAUACGAGCACGAUAUUAAGUUUGGCAUAAAGUGCAAGAAUGAGAAAACUGGAGAGAUUGUGGAGGAAGUUCCACUGAAGCGCGUCGCGUCGCAUCAACUCGAUGAAGUGGGCUUCAUCUCAUGCCAUCCUAAUUGUAAAUAUUUCGUCGUGUUCGACAACACGUACAGUUACCUGAGGAAUAAGAAGAUUCGCUAUUCGGUCAUGCUGACAGAGCCAAUGGACGAACCUGACAUUCUGGAUGUGAUAGAUUGAAAUCAAUAAUUUGAAAAAGAAACUUCGCUGUGAAAUCUUUUAUAAGAAGACCUUAAAAUAUGUUUUACCAAAUACUACCAAUGAAUAGUGAGAGAAAAGUUUGACGAGCAUGUAUAAUCGGUGAAGAGAGAUUUUUGAUAUUAUUAGGCAGUGCUUUUUGAGGGGCGUAGUAUUAAUGAAAAGAAGAUUGUAAAGUAAUUAACUUACAGACAAAGGCUGUACGAUUUGAUGUUUCUCGUCUUCCAUGAUCAUUCUUCUAAAGAGUGAGUGCAGUUUUGUGUACAGCAAACGUAAGAUGAUAAUCUGUGAAAGUUUACAGGUAACAUGUUAACCAAUAAGUAGUUGGAUUCUGGCUUUAAGUAAAUACAUAUUCACGGGGGGUUUUUUGUUAUCAUUUUGAAACCAAUAUUGAAAGAAUUUUAUAUGCUUUAUAAUGGGAAAUUGAUUAUGAAGAAAAUAAAGUGAGUAAAAAUGUUGGACACCAUGUA